This is a messenger RNA of Uranotaenia lowii, 3723 nucleotides long. RefSeq lists its product as uncharacterized. The record is from RefSeq and is a predicted model, not a curated record. Lineage: Eukaryota; Metazoa; Arthropoda; Insecta; Diptera; Culicidae. The transcript is spliced from 3 exons. The coding region runs from base 1 to 3723 and encodes 1240 amino acids.
AUGGCGACCUCAUGGUUGAACGACCUGCCGAUAGUAUCAGCAGCUCGUAUCAGUUCAUCGUCCUGUAGAAAAUCUAUUGAUUAUCCCGAAGCUGCACUUCCCUGUCCACUUCAAAAACAAACUUCUAAUUGUGACCCCUCACAAUCCCGGAUACCACGAAUUGGCAACAGCAACAGUAGUAGCAGAAUCCCAGUUCCCGGUUCCAUUCGGCCGCCCUCGUCCCAGUUCCAAUCCCGUCUGGUGCGGCCAAGCAAGCCCCCUACAGCAGCAGCAGCACCCGGAUUCACCGGUAUCGCAACUCCCUUCGCCACACCUGCUGCCCACAGCUUCCUGCGGCCACCUCGUUCGGCUGCCGUGACGAUAGCCCGGUCCUACUCCGGCGAUAAACUAUGCAGCGGUGAACCGAGUCCGUUUCCGGUGCUUGCGGCAUCGACGCCAGCCGCUUCGCAUUUCAAACCUCCCAGUGCGUUGAAACUGUACAAGAAGCUCGAGUUGGAGUCGACGGAGAAUCUGCACGAGAUCCAGCAACCACUCGAUAAUACAUUUGCGGUUGAACCGGCGUCGAAGGUCUUGGACAUCGACUUCAACGAUGGCGAUCGGAUGCUAGUGGAUGAAUCGAUGGAUUUGGUAGCAGGAGCGGGAAGUACGGACAACCUUAUUGAGUCCGAGUCGCAGCAGCAACAGCAACAGCCGAUGAUGAAACCGGCUUCGAGUAAUGAAACGGUGACGCUCAGUGCCAAUGGAAACGUUACCUACGAAGUCAAACGCAGCGAUACGUUCGUGAAGGAGGAGUCGUUGAAGCUCGGCGGUAGUCGAGAAUCACUGAACCGAACUAGAGGAGCGUCGCUAUUUUUAAAUGACAAGUCGGGCGAAGAUUCACCGGUUCUGGACCGGACGCACGUUGUAUUGGACUCGGUAGGUAUGUUGGAAGACGGUGCGAAGAAGGCGCUGUGCUCAACGAUGGUGGUUUACGAUCGAUUGGCUAGCGUAACUCAGAGCAUUCCAAAUUUAACACAGGAGCUGGAUGGAUACGGAGGGAGCCCGGAUAGGUUACAGAUUGUUAGGCCUUCCAGACUGACGUUCAAUUUAAACGAAACCACCACAAAUUUGAUGCAUUUUUCUGAUCCUUCGAUGCUGCUUAACAAAACGCAAGUUUUUAGUUCGACCAUGCAUUCGCCAUCGAGGGUGAUCGGGUCGAAGGAGAAUAUACUGAACGUUACCAAGGAUAUAAACGAUUUGCUUUUGGACAGUAGCGCCGGAGAACGCACUCUGGUGGCGGAAGAUUUGAAUGAUGAGAGUUUGUAUGAGGAAAAUGAGCCUAAGAAGGAGAUAUUUGAUCUUAGCUUGGAAGAACCGGUGGUGCUGGAAAAAGAAGAGGUGAUUAUUCGUCCUGUUGACGGUCGAUCGGUCCCGGGAUCUAAGUAUCGAUAUUCGUUUGGCUUAGAUUUGACCGAUGCAACCCUGGAUUGCUCGAUAGAUUUGUGUGACUCGUCGAUUUCGUCGGCAGUCGUGAAAUCCAACAAUUUGAAAUCACCUAUUUCCAGUGGCCUCACUAAGCAAGGUUCGUUUGAGAUGGACGAAAGUCUGGGAAUUUUAACACCAGACCAGAUGAAAGAGUUUUUGGACUCAACCACAACAAACACCAACAAUACCAACAAUUUGGAGUUGCAAUUGAACACGGGAUCCCACAAACAUGCGCUGCAUCAUUGCAGGAUCGAUCAAACGCCUUCGCCGGAGGAAUUACCCUUGGAUCCGGUGGGAGUGAAAACUGACAUGUCGGACAUUUGCCUGCCUUCGGAAAUGAUUUCGAACGGGGGUUCAAUCCUGUAUCAGGAGAUAUCUCAAACCGAUUCCGAUUCCAAGACCGAUCAAAUGACCAAGUCAGGUACUUCGAAAGUGUCGAACAGUUUUAUCACCAGCAUAACGAGUAUUACAAGUUUGGACACCGGCUAUCAAGGCGAUGGGGAAAUGUCUCGACCGGCAAGUCGUGGGGCUGAUCAGUCCCCAUCUAAUGGACCAAGAAUUAAGAAUCCAGAAGCCCCAGGAGUUUGGCCGAACGCUCAGGGAGCUGCAGAAGCACCGGUUCCCCGGAGGCCAGAUCCUAUGACCGAUAGCGAUUUCUUCACGGAAAGCGACGCUGAUGACGUUAUAAACCGGGGAGAUCGAAGGGCUCAAAUUAUUGAUGGCCAUCUGUACGGACCAAUGCUGCAGGGGGCAAACGUGUUCAUUAAUCAACAACCGCAGAAUGAUGAUUCUUGCAUGGAAUCCAGCGGCAUUUUUACUGAUGUGGAGAACCGCGGCGAUGACGAGUUGAUCCACCGAAUCUCCGAGCGGGAAGAUAUGAUGGAACAUGACGAGGAGGAAGGGAUCGAUCGGCAGCCAGCUGGGGAGAGUGAUAUGAGCCCUGAUCUUUCAACCGAUACGAUAAGCAGCGCCAACACAGCUUGUAGCCAGAAAAAGGUUGAACCGAUCCCGGAAACCGGAGAGGGUGUUAAUUGUUCGCAAAAUGCUUCAGCGCGCUCAUCGGUUAUUUCGAACGUUUCAGUUCGACCGUUCAGUGGAGAACAUGAUUGUCAAGUAUCGCACCGCGAAGAUGACGUCAACAAACACGCUGUCACACCUUCACCGAAAGCAUUACAAUCGCCGUCGUCGUCGUUGGCGUCGCCGUCGGUGCUUAAUCAAUCCGCUUCGUUCGUCGUCGCGGUGAGAGCCGAUAAAGCUGAAAGCGCCUCAAACGCGAGUGACGUGAGUACCGCGAGUAAACUUAGCGAAGACGGUCGGGAAGUUUGCGUACUAAGCCCUAACGCUAGUAACGACAGUUUGUCUGGCGCGGUCGUCGGUAGUGCAAGUAGUAGUGGAAGCAGUCGCAGAAGCAGCGGCAAAAAGCCACCUGGUGGCGGCACCUUCACCGGCAGCAGCAGCAGCAGCAGCAACAGUCGCAAGCAGCAGAAAAAUGAAACCAAUUUAGUGUUGAAAAAACAUGACAUGUCGUCGCGCGCGGCAUUGAUCAAGACGCGUCUUUUCAAGGAUUCUUCGGUCGGUUCGGGUUCGCGAUCGUCUUCAUUGGUUGUGGAGGGAAGUGCCCUUGGGAGCUUGGAUGCGGGCCCAGAGUGUGAAAAUCAAGAAAACAAGCGUCCCUCAAGUGCAAGCAUUCGGGGUGGUGGCAGUGUGGGAAAUCUGAGCUUUAUCAAAAAAUCGGCCACCCCGAACAAGUGGGAUGCAGUGAUGAGUAAAAUCGCCGAGAAUAAGGCGGUUAUCAAGAAAAAUUUCAGUGAUGUGAAGUCGAAGAUCAGUUGCGGCAAAUCGGCGAUCUCGCUGGUGCGGCGGGUCGAUUCUCCUGCCUCGCUCAAGAGUCCCCCGUCGGAAUGCAACAGCAGCAUCGGCAGCCGCAGUGUCAGCGGGGUUGCGGUCACGGGCAGUGGAAAGCGGACAGUUUCCGGAUCGGUGAAGCGCGCAAGUGCAAGUGUCUCGCUGCAUAUCGCCCUGCACCCGGCAAACCAUUAUGUAAAUAACCGGUUUCCAGCACUCGGGCUCAUGGGCUUUUGUUCAAAGAUAUCCGAAACAAAUCGCCGAGUGACAGGAGGGGUAGCAAAAAUGGCUCACCGAAUCACACCAUUCUCCGGGGAGGCCUCUCGGCAAGCUGAUACGCGUCAAGUGCUGAAUAAUAAACUGUUUGAUGGGAAGCUUCAAGACAACAACAAGACACUGACAAUCACCGACUGA